UUGUCCACCAUCAUUUUCCAGACGCUGGUGCCUGCCCACUGGUGCCACGUGCCCGGGAGAGAAAACACGUCCCUCACGCUAGACCAGUGGAAGAAUCUCACUAUACCUGCCGAUGGAGGCCAUUUUUCUGAGUGCGAGAAAUACAAGAUAGUUUGGAUGGAGGACGAGAAUCAGCCUUUAAAUAUAUCCGUCGACAGAGAAGAAUGCACCGCGGGUUGGGAUUUCGACACGUCAGAGAUGGUGUCCACGGUGGCGACGAGUCACGGCUGGCUGUGCGAGCGACGCCGAUAUUCCGACCACAUUCUCGCCGUCGGAACCGCAGGGAACGCCGUGGGCACGCUGAUCCUGCCCUUCCUUUCAGACAGAUUCUUCGGUCGUCGCUUCGUGUUCUACCUCUCGCACGUCCUGUACCUGGUGUUCACUCUAGCCUUCGUGUGGACGCCCAGCUACAUAUUCCAGCUCGUCUUCCGGUUCAUGGCUUCCCUCAGCUUCCAGACCAACUAUCAGAUGCCUUAUAUUAUUACGCUUGAGUUCCUGCCGCCUUCCAGACGUGGCUUGGGUGUCCUGGUGUCCUUUGUGGCUUGGACGGCCGGAAUGUGCUUCACGUCCCUGGUGGCUUGGCUUAUCCCGCGCUGGGACUACCUCGCCCUGGUCUCCUGUAUCCCCCCGGCUUUGUGCUUCCUCUAUUUGCUGUGUCUCCCAGAAUCUCCCAGGUGGCUUCUCAUGAGCGGAAAACUGAAGGAGUGCGCCGCCGUCCUCAUCCAGGUGGCGAAGUACAACAAGAAGGAGCCGCCCUCCGCUUCUGAGCUCGAGGCCGAACUCCAGGAACUCCGAGACAACCACCCGAAGGAGGAGUCUAUGACACACGUCUUGAGUUACCCCAAACUGCGUCUGAGAGCUCUCCUUUCUUCAACACGCCAAUAG
This is a messenger RNA of Penaeus monodon (black tiger shrimp), 924 nucleotides long. RefSeq names its product carcinine transporter-like. Gene Ontology annotation, biological process: transmembrane transport. NCBI's taxonomy places the organism in Eukaryota, Metazoa, Arthropoda, Malacostraca, Decapoda, Penaeidae. The record is from RefSeq and is a predicted model, not a curated record. Gene Ontology annotation, cellular component: membrane. Gene Ontology annotation, molecular function: transmembrane transporter activity.